This is a messenger RNA of Uranotaenia lowii, 4232 nucleotides long. RefSeq lists its product as uncharacterized. The coding region runs from base 130 to 4176 and encodes 1348 amino acids. Gene Ontology annotation, molecular function: RNA binding. The transcript is spliced from 14 exons. Gene Ontology annotation, cellular component: ribonucleoprotein complex. The record is from RefSeq and is a predicted model, not a curated record. Lineage: Eukaryota; Metazoa; Arthropoda; Insecta; Diptera; Culicidae.
AAACAGGUAUUUCUGUUUUAGUGUGUAUGCUUCCAGACCUUCAGCCUGUGUAUACCUGUGAAAAUAUUACAAAUCUGAACGGUUUAUCAAAUUUUCGCUUAAUUUAUGUUGUAAACUGAUCUCCAAACAAUGGCUAAAUUUAUCACCGAGGACGACGUGAAAAUAGGAUAUGCUUCCGAAAGCGACGAUUACGAUUCGGAGAAUUUUCAAGAUCCCAUAACAUCCGGUGAAGAAGGGGAAGUGUACAUCGGUAAUACCGGUAAACUGACGGUAAACAAAUUCUUCAAAACGUUCAAGCACUUUGGCUACAUACUGGACAUGAGUGUUUGGCGUACGCAUAACCAGCUGUAUCAUGCCCGAAUUACAUACGCCAAGCAAGAACAGGCGGAAAAAGCCAUCGACGCGCACAAUGGCAAGAUGUACAACGGAAAACGACUCCGGCUAUCCUUGGUCAACGAACGUAUCGAGCUAAACUAUGCGUCCUGUUUACGGGUGGACGAUAUAAGCGCAAGCUGCGAAGAGGAAGAAAUUUACGAGCAUUUUUCCGAAUGUGGAACGAUUAAAUUUGUUAUCAACACCGGUUUUGCGGUUUACAUACAAUUUGAGAGUUCAUUGUCUGUCAUUGCCGCCAUAAACCUUGAUCCAAUUCUCAACGGAGACCCGUAUGUUCUAUCAAGAAUCUCAUCCGAAGAUAAAGUGGACCAUGUGCAAGCGAUCGAAAACAUGAAAGAAAUCAAAUACCGUAAAAAGUUUGUGAUGGUAGAAAAUUAUCCCAUGUUAGAGAAGGACGCUCCGCUAAAUCGAUACAAAUCGUGCUUCGAGACUGUUGGGCCAGUUCAGCAUUUCAAAAUUGCAUCCACCGGUAACGAUACCGUUACACUGGCCCUCUGUAUGGACCGACAACAGGAUCGAGCUACGGUGAUCGACCGAUUUAAUGGAUCCGUUAUGGAUGACAAGCGACUGAAGCUGUACAUUGCGCCAGGAAAAGCUCGGAUGACGAUCGACCACGUAGCUACGUUUGCUUCGUGUUUAACAAGCGUUGUAGUGGACGGUGUUCCACCUUAUUUCAAAGACUACGACAUGUGUAAUUUGUUCCGGAAAUGUGGUGAUAUCAAUUUUGCGGAACGUUCUAACGGCAAAUGGAUAAUUAGCUUUGAUAACCAUAGAGGAGUUUCUCUUUCACAGUACUUCUACUUCAUGUUAGGCAGGCAACGUUUGGCAAUAAUGGCAUUGUCUCCUGCUACACUGCCCCAAAAGACCAGAGUGCAAUUAAAAGAUUAUCAGGAAAACAAAAACGAUAAAGAAACAACGGAAGCACUUUUUAAAAAACGUAACCUUCGAUCACGAGCAAAAAACGACGAGUUCAUCAAAAAAACGCUAGAGAAAAUGGAACAGGAAAUAAAACAAAAUUUAAAUAACACUAAAGAUCAACCCACUUCGAGUGCAUCUACUGGAAAAGUUCAGCCUAAUAUCUUUUCUACGAACAUGAAUUUAAAAAUGCUAGGAAAAGGAAAACAAAACAGUGCAAAAACGAAACCACAGGGAGACGUUAUCGUUUGUGAUAGUGAGAGUAGCGACGAUAAUACUGAUAACUCGGCCCCAGAUUGUACUGUUUACAUUGGUAACUUACCCAAAGGUAUUGACGAAACAGAUCUCGCGGAACUGUUCACAGGAAACCCAAUAAAAAGUAUAUCGCUGUAUGCCAGCAAGGAUUCGUAUCAUCCAUCAGCAGCGGCCUAUAUCUCAUUUGCCAACAAACAGGGAGUGACAAAAGCUAUCACCCAUCAUCAAGAUCAGUAUCGAGGGAAACGUGUUAUGAUAUUUAAAACUACAGAACCCAGCUUCUUUAAGCCUGAAAGAAGUCUGAUGUUAAAAAAUUUACCAAAACAUGUUGACGAGGAAGGUCUGUUAUUAGAAAUCGAAAAGGUUAUUGGUCCAAAAACGGUCGAGGACGUCCUAAGACCAGCUUACUACUAUGCGUAUGUAGAUUUCAAGGAACAUGUGCCCCCGAUGCAAGUCAUUACCAAGUUGAGAAAUGCCUUUUCCCAGCACAAAGUGGACAUAUUUCAAUUAUAUCACCAAAUACCGAAAUGUUGGAUUAAGCGCCAAAACGUGCAAGGCAGCAAUAUGAUCGACAAAGCCCGUAAGAAAUACGGUCUUAAGGAUCCAGCAACCAUUGAAGGUACCGAUGAACAUUUUGGGGUUCAGCAUGCACACGAAGUGUUCGUCGGAAAUAUUCCACGGGACGCAGUGGCGGAUGACAUAAUAGAUUAUUUUAACAAUUUUGGAACCGUAAUAGAUUACUGCGCGGUGGAGAAGAAGAGUUGCUACCUGAGGAAAUCGGUCAUAAUUAGCUUUCUCAAUGAAAAGCACGCUCAAAAUGUUUAUUGUCAAAGCAGGCACAUGUUCGAAGGUUGCCAACUGGAAGUCCAUCUGAUGGAUGGUGCGCCUUUUCAGUUCGAAAAGAAGAAGGAAUUCUCACUAUCAAAACACAUAGUCCUUGUAUGUAUUUUUUAUUUUAUACAUCCGAACGAAAUACGGCAAACGAUUUCCCCUUUUUAUCAUAUUGAAUUUAUUCUACGUUUCGAUGCUUUUGACGAUCGAGCGAAUACCAUCGUCAAAUAUAAACAAAAAUCUAAAUCAAUAAGUCCAAUCGAUCAAAUAAACCACGAAGCUGUAAAAUUGGUUGACGGUCUUGACUUGACCCCACUUGAUUCGAAGGAAGCACCGGAAAGCCGAGGUAUAGCGAAUUCGAAAUACCGGAAAGAUAAAGAAAAAUAUCUCAGCUUCUGUAUUUAUCUCGAAAAUCAACGUGAGGAUAUGCAACUUCGGACGCGAAAAAAUGAUGGAAACGGGUUUCUGUUUAAAUCUUUCUUCAAUCAUAACUCGGUACAAAUCAAUAAUGUGGCUGUUGAUACAUCGCUCGAUGACAUUCAAGGUUUAUUGGAAAAAUGCGGAACCAUAGUCGACUAUCAAGGAAUCGUGCUCAAAGAGGAUAUGAGUAAGAUUUGUUUUAUAAAAUUUAACAUCGACUUAGCAGCUGAUUUAGCUUGCACGUACAACCAACGAAUGUUGAAUGGGAAGCGGAUUUUAGUGCACAUGGCAAGGGAAGUCUUGAAGAUAGAACGCAGUCGCUCGAUCUUCAUCGAGCAGUUAAAUCCACAGAUCACUACAGAGCAGAUUUAUGAUGCCUUUCAUGGCAUAGGUCCGGUCAAAUAUGUACAAAAACAGUCUCCGUAUACUGCUAUAGUCUGCUUCAAAGAUCAAGAAAGCAUGACAGAAGCGCUCAAUGUUAAGCAAAUCAAUUCAUUAAGCGGUUUUGAAGUAAAUCCUUGUUCAGAAGAUUACGACCCGCUAUUUUUCCACAAUUUUUCUAUCGAAGAGGAAUAUGUAAGUAUAGAAGCACUAAGAACGACGCUAAGACCUAGAAUGCGGGCAGAGUAUCAUCAGAUUGAAUACGAACGACACGUUUUCGAUAAAUUCACUCCACAGCAAAAAGCUUACCUGUUGAAUAAACUAUUUUUGGUUAAGAAAAAGAUGAAAAAUUUCUACAAAAUGCCAUUUAGCGAACAAAUUACAACCUUAAAACUUAUGAAAAGUGAAUUUUCUCAGCAAGAGGCAUUCUUUUCGCUUUCGAUCCGAGAGCAACAUAAACUGCUUGAGAUCGUGUCUGGUCUUACAGAAGAGUUCCCCUACGAGGAAGCACAGAACCUUGAAAUUAUUCCUCCACCAGAAAAACAAGCUCGAACUGAAACAUCCAUAGAAAAGGUCCCUGACAAUGCCUUUGCGGCAAAUUGGUAUUCUCAGGAGACGGAUGUAAAUGCGAUUGAUAACAGCGAGUGCCCACCUGAGAUUCCAAAUCUCACUAGCAAUGAUGAAUCAGAUCCUGGAACGCGUCAUUCUUCUACUGAAAUGGAUUUCCCACAUGGCGUAAUGGGUGAGCAACGGAGAAAUUAUAAUGCACCUCACAUGCAACACGGAAUGAAUGUUCCACCUGGAAUGAAUUUUCGUCCUAGAAUGAACUUCCAUCAACCUAUGAUGUUCUCUCAAGAUCGGCCGAUGAGGCCCAUGAUGCGAGGCCCAGGGCCAAAUAUGAGAGGUGGCUAUCGGGGACAACUUCCGCUUAGCAACAGACCAAUGCACCCACCUUCGUUCAAUAGGCCCCAAUACUUUUAGUGUGCCUGUCUAUAUUAAAGGUAAAAUCGGAUUUGAUAAUAAAUGGAUGGAAUACA